UUCAAAAUUUAUCAUUCCUUCUUUGGUAACUGCAGUAUUUCGAUAAUGCCUGUAUUGCCCGUUGGCGAAGCUCCCGCUCUAGUUUUGUUAUACAAGAUCCGCACCGAGGAGUUUGUCCUCUGCCCGCCGCAGCCUUACGGCGGCGGAGAAGACACCUGCCGAUAUGUCAUCGACAUAGCUGUUAAGGAACAGCCGAAAUACCCUGACAUUCUUCCAUCGGUGUGGACUGUGCAACUGCUAAUCUGGGAGAAGGAUGGAAAAGCUACAGCAACUGCAACAGUUAGCUCUAAAGAUGCCAAGAGUAGCAGCACAAUGAUGGUAGAGUACGCUGUCCGAACUCGCGCACCGUGCGAUUUUGAAAUCGAAUUAGAGCAACGCGCUCAGGUGGGUUACAGCAGCCUGCUUACCGAAGAUCUGACCGUCGCUGUACGUGGCUCUUGCGGAAAAACCCAUUACCGACUGAAAGCAAACGGCCUUGUAUUUGUCAACUUAAUUUUUCACGCAGCACCGUCAGCCAUGCAAAGCAGCAAAGACCGACUGGAUUUGCAGCAGUUGCGGGAAUCGCAGACGCUGUCCGACUGCAAACUGGUCUGUGCCGGUCAAGAGGUCCCUGUGCAUCGUGCCAUCUUGGCUGCCCAGUCGCCGGUUUUCGCCGCAAUGUUCCAGAACGACAUGUUGGAGAAAUCGUCAGGAGUGUGCAAAAUUGACGACAUCGGUGUGGAUGUUCUGGAGAUGAUGAUUAAUUUCGCCUACACGCGAGCGCCUUUUGAAGCGAACAAUCUGAUGGAGUUGUGGCACGCAGCGGACAAGUACGAUAUGGAAGAUCUGCGUGCGGAAUGCGUUCGUCGGAUGACGAACUCAAUCACGACUGAUAACGCUCUGCAGUAUUUCAGCUUUGCUUGUGAGCGGGGUUUGAUCCAACUGAAAAUUGCUGCUGGAACGUUUAUUGGUCAAGAUCCCCGUAACAUCGCUUGA
This is a messenger RNA of Paramacrobiotus metropolitanus, 975 nucleotides long. Its product is annotated as speckle-type POZ protein-like. The record is from RefSeq and is a predicted model, not a curated record. The coding region runs from base 46 to 975 and encodes 309 amino acids. Gene Ontology annotation, molecular function: ubiquitin protein ligase binding. The transcript has 2 exons. Gene Ontology annotation, cellular component: cytoplasm; nucleus. NCBI's taxonomy places the organism in Eukaryota, Metazoa, Tardigrada, Eutardigrada, Parachela, Macrobiotidae. Gene Ontology annotation, biological process: proteasome-mediated ubiquitin-dependent protein catabolic process; regulation of proteolysis.